CUGAGUAGUAAGUAGUGAUAGCUCGGCGUUUGUGUUCGUGUUGACUGCUCGUCUGAGUUUGAUUCAAGUGUAAACUAUCUGAUAUCUUUUAUCUAUCGUUUCAAAUCAAUUUUUUUAUCAUCGUACUACAUAUUGGUUACUUCGUAUCACCGUAGUCCAGCUUUUGAAGAGCCUCCGUGUUUUUUCAGUCGUUGAAUCUUGGAGUAUGUUCUCAGUUUCUUGGUGCAGACAGUGCGGAAUAGUGAUAAUGUAAAUGGUUUUUCUUACUCGGAUUGUGAUUGAGUUUAUGUGAAUUUUCCCGAAUUACGAGGACCUAUCGCGACUAGUGUCAACCGUUCUUUCAUUCACGAAUCAAUCCAGGCCAAGUUCUAGGAGAGCACAAAUUCUUUGGUGGUGCUAAAAUCGGAACCCAAGCUUGAGAGGCAUGGGAGAAGUAAACGAAGCUAAACCAGCUUGAAACGAGCAAUCUCCCUUAUAUUGAGGGUGAUUCGACGUUCAUCAUAGGGGUGUUAGCCUCCGCAAUCUUGAAAUCUCUCACCCCACAGAGUCACUCAAGAGACGAGUCAGUUUGCGAUCCUGGACUUGACCAGAACGAACAUCAUCGCUGAGUUUUCAACAUCGGAAAGUUCAUCGCGAAGCCACGCGACGUAGUUCUCGAUACUAUCAUAGUACCUUUAAACUUUCACCCGAUCCCCGUUUACCUCGGAAGUGCACUUAGUGCUCACCCCGAAGUGAGCUUUGAGCGUAUUUUUUACUCCGGAUUACCGUUACCUCGAAAUCCGAAAGCGUUCCUAUAGUUAAGUUCGCGUAGUUCCUAAUGUUUCGCAACGUGGUUCGCGUGAUGUGAUAUCGGUUCCGGAGUCGCGCGUGACGCACGUGUCGGGGCCCGGUCCCGGCACUGCCGGGUUGUAUGGAGUAGCGGUCGUCGCGGUGGACAAUGGCGGCGACUGUGAACCACCACAACGACAAGUUCUCCGGCUCGGAGCCGCCGGAGGAGGACAUCGCGGCCAUCGCCAAGCAGAUCUCGGACCACGCCGAGGCCAUCUACCAGAACUGGAAGUCCUCCGGCCUGGCGCCCACCGAGAUCCUCUCCUGCCACACGGAGAACAAGUUCUCCUCCGUCCUCACCCCGAAGCAAAGCCCCAAACCGCAACCGGUGAAGCGGAACCAAUCCCCGGUCAUGGAGCUCCUGGCCUCGGAGCCCACCCGACUCAACACCAACAACCUGGAGCAGUUCGUCAACAAGUUCGUCGUCGAGGACAAGGCCCGCAUCGCAGCCGCGAAACAGAGAUCGCCCUCGCCCAUGAGGUCUCCGAUCCGAUCGCCGCUGUCAUCGUCCAUCCAGUUCGCUCUUCAGAAGUUCGAGCGGAACUGCGCGCAGCCGCCCGACUUCUCCUACCGCAAGUCACCCUCACCUGUGCGCAACGUCAAUGGCAAUGGCAAUGGUAACGGGACGACGGCCAAGGACACUACCAUUUCCAAGUACAUCGUGGACCCGGUGACGUCCUUCCCGGAGCACCUCAUCCCGACGACGGCGGCCCCGGCCAUGUCCACGUGGCCGCUCAAGAAGCCGGCGCCGGGCUCCACGGCCAAGAAACCGUCGCCGACGCCGAUGCCCGAGGCGGAGGUGGUCCGCGAGGAAGAGCGGCUCAUCAACGCCCUCAAGACGGGGGUCAUGGACACCGUCGACGAUUCUAGUCCGAAACCGUACUCCUGCAAGCUAGUCAACGAGGAGAACAAGAACAUGCUCCGGAAUCGUGGUGUGGCCAACGGGGGCACGGCCAACGGGAACGGCACGACGAACGGUAACGGGGCGAAGGAGGUGACGGGGCUCUCGGCGCUGUCGGCGCGGCGGCUGAGGCCCAACGGCGGGUGGUCCAGCCGGGAGGUGCCCCACCCGGAGCUGAGCUCCCAGCAGAAGGCGAAUAUCCGGAGCGGCUCGGCGGCCAACCUCAUCAACCCGGUGCGCCCCUUCCUCACCCGCGGGUCCGUCGCCGAGCGCGUCCUCAUCUUCGAGAAGUGCCCCACCGAGCUCUGUCUGGACAAGCGGAAAACCACCGUCGGCUCCGUCGCCAAUCGUGUUCAGAAUUAUAGUAAGGAUGCUAAACCAAAACCUGGUGGUCCUCCGCCGCAUACAACACUUCAGAGGCACGUUAAAGUUAGAAAACCUGUCUUCAUACCAAGGUUUCAUUUUCCUCAUGGAAGACCAAAAGACCAAAAUAAUCUAGAAAAAAUUUUGGAUGCUGUACGAGUUGCGUUCCAGUCACUUCCUAAACCGCAAGCAUCAAAAGAAGAGUUCGGAAUUAUUACAAAGGCUGCCGGCUGUCCUCUUUACUGGAAAGCCCCCCUUUUUCUAGCUGCUGGAGGAGACAAACUAGGAUAUGUUGAGCAAAAUCAUUUUCUCGAUUAUUGGAAGUCAGUAUCAAUGAAGUAUCAUGAUUCUGCCUCCUUGUUCAUGCAUAUUCUCACUCGCGGUGCUUCCAGAAACUAUUUAGAUCCAGAAGACUUUAUACCUUUAGUACAAGAUGUAGUUGAUACGCAUCCUGGCCUAGUGUUCCUUAAGCAAGCUACUGAAUUCCAUUCCAGAUAUAUCCUCACGGUGGUAUCAAGAAUCUACUAUAAUGUUAACCAAAUGUGGAAUGGCCGAAUUUCGUUAUCAGAACUGAGGCGGAGCGACCUGCUCCGAUCGAUAGCCCGGCUGGAAGAGGAGGAAGACAUCAACCAGAUGACGCAGUACUUUAGUUACGAACACUUUUAUGUAAUAUAUUGUAAAUUUUGGGAAUUAGAUCGAGAUCAUGAUUUGUGCAUUGACAAGCACGAUCUCGCUCGUCACAGUGAUCAUGCUCUCUCCUCUCGCAUCAUCGAUCGGAUAUUCUCCGGAACGGUGACACAUGGAGACAAGAAAGACCGAAUGAAAGCUGUGCGCUCUCCAACCUCAGACAGGGGUGAAAACAGCAACUAUGAGAUGUGCUACGCUGAUUUCGUAUGGUUCCUAUUGGCGGAGGAAGACAAGACUCAUCCACGUGCAAUCGAGUAUUGGUUUCGCUGCAUGGAUCUUGACGGAGAUGGGUUUCUGUCCAUGUAUGAGCUGGACUAUUUCUACGACGAGCAACUGCGGCGGAUGGAGUCCAUCGGCAUCGAGUGCUUGCCAUUUGAAGACUGUUUGUGCCAGAUGCUGGAUAUGAUAAAGCCAGCUGUUCCUAAUAAGAUCUCACUAAGUGAUCUCAAAAAAUCAAAAAUGACAUCGAUUUUCUUCGAUACAUUCUUCAAUUUAGAGAAAUACCUGGACCACGAACAAAGAGAUCCAUUUGCUUCGCAGAGGGAUCAUGCUGAGAAUGAGAUUUCAGACUGGGAUCGAUAUGCUGCAGAAGAGUACGAACUCUUAGUGGCUGAAGAAGGAGGCCAUGAAAAUCCUGAUGAAAUCACACCAUACUCAGAUGAUGAGUCCAGUGAGUCGGCCAGUGAUGAGGGUCAUCCGUGUGAUGGAGAGGACCUGCUGUCACCGAACCUUGAUGACAUUUAUUCAGCCAACUCGGCGCCCCUUCGCAAGCCGUUCCGCGCCAGCCGCAAACUGAAGCCAGAUAUUGAGUACAUGUAUAUAACAGGGAACCCGACCCCACCUCCGGUCGAUCUAUCCGAGUCCAUGGUUUUCUCGAAUCAAGAAUUCCGCGUCUCAAGCCCCCUGGGGCUCCUCUCCAGCGAUUUCAUGAAGGAUACGUCAAAGUGGCCUAAAAAUGAGGAAGUCUCCACAGAUGAUUCAGCGGACUACGCUGCAGAUAGUGAUGAUUGCUCGCUCUAGACAUAUCUGUUGCUAUAAGAUUGUAGUUGAUAAACUGCUCAAUUACUGGCUCAUGUCAUGGGUUUCGACCCAUCAUAAGUAUUGAUAUCCUAUCCUGAACCCCAGUCUAACAGAGACCUCACCCACCUUGCAAAGAGCACGUAACGAUAUUGUUUUGAUUUCACUUUUAAGACUGAUAAUGAUAUUUUGGAGGGAUAUUGCCAUAAUACCUCCUCAAAAUUUGGACUGCGAAAAGGCCCAGCAAUAAGAACGAAAUAGCAAUGUUGAUCAAACGCCAAGUCAAAGAAGUAAUCGUCGAUGAAAAUCAACAAUCAUGUCAAAAAAAGAGUAAAAAAUGUGCUUUUAAGAAUUUUGAUUCUCGGCAGUAUUGCUCUCUGUCAUAUUAUUAGUUUGUUCAAUCUCGCUCCAACAUCCCCUCACAAUAUUCCUGGGGCUUUUGAAUUUUUGAAGCAAUUUUAAAAUAAAAUUUUUUGAGCUUUUGUGGCAAAAUUGCUCUGCAGAGUGGGUAGUAAUGGGACAUUUUAGGGUACAUUUCUGAGGAAGAAAGCAAGCAGAAUGAAGUAUAAAAACCUUGUGCAGGGUAGGUGUCCAUUGAAACUUGUUCAAUGUCUUUUGAUAAAAUGUAGGUGAAAAAGAUACAGGGAUUUAGGAAGUAGUAAAUACUUACCAAUUUAUCUUUCAGUUCACCAAGUUUAAGGAAUAUUUCCUCUGUAAAAAAAAAAAAAUUAUAAAAAAGCAACUUUACAAUUUAUCACCAAUCUUAUUAUUUUGGAAAGGUUUCUGCCCAGUGUACGUAGGUGUAAGUGACACAGAUUCUCAGUGUAAAAUUCAAGCUGUCAAAAUCUGUGGAUUUUUCCUGAUGAAUGAAUGAAUGAAUGAAUGGAUAAAAGACAUAUAUUGGCUUUAUCGAGCUUAAUGUAAAAAUUGUCAGAAAUUAUUGAAAGUCAUUGAUUCAAAGUGAUGUACGGAGAAGCUUGAGAAAAAUUGCUUCUGCUGAAGUACCAUAAUGUGUAUUGAUGGGCCUUUUUUCUCUAAUUUCUUAGUGUAGCAAGAUUCCCUUUACUUAAAGUCCGUGCUAAAUCAGUUUACGCUCUUCUAGAUAGCCACAGAAGAUCUGCCAUCUUGAUUUUUGUAUUUUUCCAAUGCUAAACUGAAGACAGCUGGUUCUUAGGUGUCCUCUGAAAGUGUGUAAACUUAUUUUGCACUGACUGCACUGGCAUUCAACUGUUCUAGCUGUGGUAAUUUCAAGUAAUCUUUUUCGUUUGUUUUUUGUUUAAGGCUUUGUUUUCUUUAGUUCACUGCCUCAGAACUGAAAGUCUGGGAUUUUCUUUUAGUUUUAACCAUCUAAAUUGUGUUCUGUUUUUGUAUAAAUUGUGAUGUGAAAUUCCAUAGAGAAUGCAUGGAAGAGAAUAUAUUUAGUCGGGUAUUACAAAGUUAUCUUUCAACCAAGAAGAAAACAUUUGUCAGUUUUAACGAAGGUUAAAAUCAUAUUAAUACCCCAGAGCAAAAAGGCGCCCAACACCAUUUUAACAAUUCAUAUAUCAUAGAAACAUGCAGCACUGGCCCUAGUAGUUUCAAAGUUUUCGCACUUUUUGAAACCCCAUACCCUGACACAGGCGCUUGAUAAGGGUUCCAACUCAAGAGCCUUUAUUUAGAAAUUUCCAAAAUGUCAAAUACUAGAAUUUCCCAGAAAUAUGAUUCAGGUAUCUCUAUAUUCUGAGGCAAUGGUGUACAUUUCUGCCAAUGUAUGAGCAUAAAAUAAGUUAUUAAGCAGACGCCAAAACAAAUAAUGUUCAGAUACCUUUAAUCCAGUGGAGUAAAGUUAAAAAGCUCCAUGAUAUUUUUUUCUGACAUCCAAAAGUUUUUGAAA
Molecule: messenger RNA, 5669 nt
Organism: Bemisia tabaci
Lineage: Eukaryota; Metazoa; Arthropoda; Insecta; Hemiptera; Aleyrodidae
Source: RefSeq, a predicted model, not a curated record